AUGCCAUCAUCUACGAAUAACCUUACGUCUCCUGAAGUCAAGGCAAAACUCAGGCCCAAGCUGAAAGGAUACGGAGCUCGCAAUGAUGAGGAUGACACGGUCCGCCUCCUUGAGACUUGCUACAUGUUCUUGCCACCCGACGGACAGAAAAAUCUCUAUAACGAUAUUUGGGCUUGUCAAUCUAAUGACGAACUUCACGAACUAGCUGAGACCCUCGACAUUGGGCUCAUUCGGCCUCUCCUAGCCAACGCGAACCACACCCCUGAACUCAGCUCUUCUUAUUCUGCAGAGGAAGACACAAUCGACCUCGUUAGUCCAGACUACCGAAAAGUACUUGAACGACUGCGGAAAAAAUGCCUUCAGCGAGAUGGAAAUAAAUGCGUCAUUUCCGGCACUUACGACCAGAACUCGAACCCUCUAGACGAAGCUCUCACGGGUCCUCUAGAAGCCGCACACAUACUACCGUCCGUACUAGGAGGCCCCAAAGACGAGAGGAAGGCGUUGUCAGACGUCUGGGCAAACCUCUACCAAUACUUUCCUGCUCUGCGGUCUCGACUCAAGUUCACAUUGGAGGACAUCAACCGCGAGCAUAACGCGAUGAUGAUGUUAUUCCCGCUUGAUCGCGAAUUCAAGGCUUUCAGAUUGAUAUUAGAGGCCACGAGCACUCCAAACAGUUACCGAGUCAAAACGUUUCCGCACUUUGCUACGGCGUACAGAGGCUUUCUACCGGCAGAUCGAUUGGUCACUUUGACGAGUCAAAGCAAGCGGUGUCAGCCACCGAGCCCUAUUCUGUUGGCCGUGCAUGCUGCGAUCGGGAACAUCCUGCAUGCUUCUGGGCGCGGAAAGAUAAUUGCAAAUGUUAUGGAGGAGGCGAGGGAGGAUUGGGCGUGUAUGGCUGGGGACGGCAGUACAGAUGUAGGAGAGCUCCUCUCCGUUACCAGCUUGGCUCUCUUAACCUCAAGCGACCGGACCAAGCGUCACCAGAACGGACAAAGACGAGGGAAAAGACGCAGUUCGCCUCCGGAAGCAGACGUUGUCAGGAAGAAGAAGGGUGAUAUUCUUGGAGGAAACGAUGGAAUUUAG
Aspergillus lentulus is the source of this 1083-nucleotide messenger RNA. RefSeq names its product HNH endonuclease signature motif containing protein. The record is from RefSeq and is a predicted model, not a curated record. NCBI's taxonomy places the organism in Eukaryota, Fungi, Ascomycota, Eurotiomycetes, Eurotiales, Aspergillaceae.